AAGCCGCCUCUCCUUUUGAACUUGAGUGUAAAUAAAUUGUUUUGACCCACCGCGUGCAUGAAAACCAGAAGAGCAGUCUGUAACUCACUGUUUAUGUGCUUAAAGGGCUGUUGGGGCAAUUACAGUGUAUCAUAAAGGUUUACAAUUUUAGCACUUGAUCUCCUUUUCGAUACCUUGUUGCUUUUUGGUUUUAUACGUGGCUCACAAGGCUCAUCGGCAAUGUCAGUGUUAACGAAGUCAGUGGUCGUAAACAUAAUGCUGUUCAAGUUAAAUUCUGUUUUUAUUCGCUUAUACUUUCCGAAAAACGAGUGAUCAGGUUAAUGUAGAUUUGACUUUUAAAAAAAUCUAGCUUGAAAAAGAUAUGGGACACAAGGGUUACGUGCGCACAGAGGGAGGAGUCAUCGGUGCUCGUUGCGAUUUAAUUGGCUGUUAGCUCGCAACGAGUUGUAUAGUUAUCAGUAAUUAUAUUCAGCAUGUUUUGCACAAGAAAUGUCAUCCAGAAAGGGCAAUCUUCUUCCACCGUCAAAUUAUACCACAAAGAUGUCAUGCUCCGAUAGUCCAUCUGGAAACUCGUUUCUGGUAGACUCCUUGAUCCACGGAAGGGCCGAGGGAAGUGGACACUACUACCAAAACAGCGGAGUCUACUUGCAGCCGACCUCAGAGUAUUCUUAUGGACUGUCGAACUGUGGCUAUUUUUCUGGACUCAAACGGAACGAGGGCAAUUCGCAAAAUGUAGUACCUGCUACAUGUGGGCCAUAUCAAGGCAUGGAAACAUGGCUGGAGACGUCGAGGUCCUGUCGCAUUGAACAGCCUAACAACCAAAUUACCCCACGCUCGUUCUCGCCUACCAUAAAAGAGGAAAACUCUUACUGCUUAUACGAGUCUGAGAAGUGUCCAAAAGACACCGUUACAGAGGAUAUAUCGUACUCGCGGCUGACACCGAACUCAUGUCCAUCUAGCAACAAUAACGGCUGUGUUCCGGUGCCCGGUUACUUCCGUCUAUCUCAGACGUGCAGCACAUCUAAAGGUUUUCCAGACAACCAGUCUAUAUCGACUCAUCUUGCUGCUGCUGCUGCUGCUGCUGCUGCUGCUCAACGCUCGAGCCGAUUUGACAGCUCUCUUUCAGCCAUAGCAGCAGAAGCGAGCCGGGAAGAGAGCGAAGAACCCCCCGCAUGCGCACCAUGUGCCCCGGGAAGAAACAAGGAGCUAAGGGGGUCCACUGGCACCGCUUCAUCUCCCGAGCCACCGGACAGCCCGGAGAAGGCGGUCACUGUUACUAAAGGAGAUUCCAAAAGUGAGAGUACAGCUAACUGGCUGACUGCGAAGAGUGGCCGCAAGAAGCGAUGCCCCUACACCAAACACCAGACACUAGAGCUGGAGAAAGAGUUCCUCUUCAACAUGUACUUGACACGAGAGCGUCGCCUCGAGAUCAGCCGCAGUGUUCACCUCACGGACAGACAAGUCAAAAUCUGGUUUCAGAACCGACGGAUGAAGCUGAAGAAAAUGAGUCGAGAAAACAGAAUCCGAGAGUUGUCGACCAACUUCAGUUUUACAUGAAGCCUCUUCGCUUUAUAGAUCUCUGGCGCCCUCCUCCUCCAUCAGCUGCAGUGGUAGCCAUACAACAAACCGUCUCCGUAGGUGUGUGUGUGUGUGUGUGUGUGUGUGCAUAUAUGACUUGGUGCAAGAUACUAUUGAUAACUUAUUGUGUGUCGUAUACUGUUGACGUUUUUAUCUGUUUAUGUAUAAUUUUAUUUGACAUCCCAGUCGUCAUAACAUGUCAUGGUUAUUUAUAAACUGUCAAGACUUCACUGUAAAAGCAAGAGAGGAAAAUAUCUAUGCUGAAUGUGUUCAUUGUACAUAGCAUUCAGACUAUAUUGUACAUUUAUUGUAUAUAAUUGCGAUAUUUGCAUGUUGUAAUAAUAAUAAGUAUUAUGGAACCAUUUUAAAUAAUAACAAUACGUUUCUUCUUAAGUACGACCUUGUCAUGUAACCUAUUUGCUGUUCUAGGCAUAAGUCCAGUUCUUAGAAACUUGUAUAGUUAUAAACAUGACGGGACUUCCUAUAUUGUUUUAUCCGGAUUGAAAGGUACAAUCUUUCUGAAAACACAGGCUGGACUCAGAUGUAAAUUAAUUAUUCAUAUACGUGGCAGAAAAUAAAUAAAGGCAUGUACGUAAAACUAA
Molecule: messenger RNA, 2180 nt
Organism: Rhinichthys klamathensis goyatoka
Lineage: Eukaryota; Metazoa; Chordata; Actinopteri; Cypriniformes; Leuciscidae
Gene: hoxa10b
Product: homeobox A10b
Exons: 2
Coding region: 490-1557 (355 amino acids)
Biological process (GO): regulation of transcription by RNA polymerase II
Cellular component (GO): nucleus
Molecular function (GO): RNA polymerase II cis-regulatory region sequence-specific DNA binding; DNA-binding transcription factor activity, RNA polymerase II-specific
Source: RefSeq, a predicted model, not a curated record